Molecule: messenger RNA, 2604 nt
Organism: Puma concolor (puma)
Lineage: Eukaryota; Metazoa; Chordata; Mammalia; Carnivora; Felidae
Source: RefSeq, a predicted model, not a curated record
GUGGCGGGAGUGGAAAUGCAGUUAACGGCUGCGGUGUCGUUCCGGACCAUUCUACAGGAAGAAUCAGUGUCAAUUCAUACAUAUGCCCACUCCUUCCUCCAAGUCAUUCUGCUACAUCUGGAGCACAGGGAUGCAGGUGUCAGCAAUGCAUGGUUGGAAACUCUUCUCUCUGUAAUAGAAGUAUUGCCCAAAGAAACCCUAAAACAUGAGAUUUUGAACCCACUUGUUUCCAAGGCACAACUUUCCCAAACUGUCCAGUCUCGUUUAGUUAGUUGUAAAAUUUUAGGAAAAAUGACCAACAAAUUUGAUGCCCAUACCAUUAAAAGAGAGAUACUUCCCUUGGUAAAAUCACUCUGUCAAGAUGUGGAAUAUGAAGUUCGAUCUUGUAUGUGUCGGCAAUUAGAGAACAUAGCUCAGGGCAUUGGGACAGAACUUACAAAAAGCGUGGUGCUCCCUGAGCUAAUAGAACUCUCCAGGGAUGAAGGCAGCAGUGUGCGGCUUGCUGCUUUCGAAACUUUGGUUAAUCUGCUUGACGUGUUUGACACAGAUGACAGAAGUCAAACUAUCCUUCCCUUGGUGAAAUCAUUUUGUGAAAAAUCUUUCAAAGCGGACGAAUCCAUUCUUAUUUCCUUAUCUUUCCAUUUAGGAAAACUAUGCCAUGGACUCUAUGGAAUUUUUACUCCAGAUCAACACUUGCGAUUUUUGGAGUUUUAUAAGAAGCUGUGUACGCUGGGUUUGCAACAAGAAAAUGGACACAAUGAAAAUCAGAUUCCACCCCAAAUCCUAGAGCAGGAGAAGAAAUAUAUUUCAGUACGGAAGAACUGUGCUUAUAACUUUCCGGCCAUGAUUGUUUUUGUUGAUCCUAAAAACUUCCACAUGGAACUCUAUUCUACAUUCUUCUGCCUUUGUCAUGACCCUGAAGUACCAGUCAGAUACACUAUUGCCAUUUGCUUUUAUGAAGUCUCUAAACUUCUGAAUUCUGGAGUAUAUUUAAUACAUAAAGAACUGAUAACAUUAUUACAAGAUGAAUCACUGGAGGUACUAGAUGCUCUCAUAGAUCAUCUUCCAGAAAUCCUUGAACUUAUGUCUACCGGUGGAGAAAGCAGUGUUCAAGAAAAUAAGUUGUCAUCUCUGCCUGACUUGAUUCCGGCACUCACAGCCGCCGAGCAGCGAGCUGCGGCCUCCUUAAAAUGGAGAACUCAUGAGAAGCUACUGCAGAAAUAUGCCUGUCUGCCACACAUCAUAUCCAGUGAUCAGAUUUAUUAUCGUUUCUUGCAAAGAAUGUUCACGAUCGUGAUGACAAAUAAUGUCUUACCUGUCCAAAAGGCAGCUUCACGAACGCUAUGCAUUUUUCUACGUUAUAAUCGUAAACAAGAACAGAGACAUGAGGUCAUUCAAAAAUUAAUUGAACAACUGGGCCAAGGAAAAAGCUAUUGGAAUAGACUUCGAUUUUUGGAUACCUGUGAAUUUAUUAUAGAGAUCUUCUCCAAAUCAUUUUUCUGUAAAUACUUCUUUCUACCCGCUAUUGAACUGACACACGAUCCAGUGGCAAAUGUGAGAAUGAAACUUUGCUACUUGUUGCCCAAAGUGAAAUCUACUCUGAAGAUCCCUGCAGAUAAGCAUCUGCUUCAGCAGUUAGAAAUGUGUGUGAGGAAACUCCUCUGUCAAGAAAAAGAUAAAGAUGUUCUGGCUAUUGUAAAAAGAACCGUGUUAGAGCUGGACAGGAUGGAAAUGUCUAUGGAUGCGUUUCAGAAAAAGUUUUAUGAAAAAGAUUUGUUGGAUCAAGAGAAAGAAAGAGAAGAACUACUACUUAUGGAAAUGGAACAAUUAGAGAAAGAGAAGCAACAGAGCGAUGGGAGGCCCAUGAGUGAGAAAAGCUUUGAAAAGAAACGUAGAGACACCAAGACACCGACGACUCUGCCCAAGAGCAUCCCCAUCUCUGUUCCCGGACCUCCUGGAACCAGCACCCCAUCGACAAGCAAAGAAAUCAAGAAAUCCAAACUGAUCCGAAGCCAGUCUUUUAAUAAUCAAGCUUUUCAUGCGAAAUACGGCAACUUAGACAAGUGUGCUAGUAAAAGUUCUACAGUAGGAUAUACACCUUCCGUCUCAGGGUUAGGAAAGACUUCUGUGGUUUCACUAACUGAUGAUUCAUUCCGCACUCGUAAUGCCUGUAGUGCCCCAACCACCUUUUCUCCCACCGCUUCCCUGCCGGGCACCUCCCGUGGGACAGGUAACUCCGUCGAUCCAAAGAGCAGUGGGAGCAAAGAGACACCACCACGAAAGGCUACCUUAAGCUUCCCGGCACCUGGUGCAGCCCGGCUGUCUCUGGGGUCCCUCCGGUUGUCUGUACUCCUCUGCCUGCCACCAUGUUUGGGAGGCCCUUUUGUCCAGAAACCUCCUGUGAUGGAAAUGAUAUCUCGUCUGCCCUGCCUCACCCGGCUGCUGACGCCUCACAAGAUUGCAGAGGGACCCGGCUGUCCCCAGCCCUGCAAAGCUGAUGGCUCAGGCAAGGCCCACAGCGUUGCCCCAAGAAGCCCGGCAGCUGCAAGCCAGAUCGGCACACGCCUGUCAGCUCUAGUGACCCUCACCAAGGCGUCUGGCUAA